Molecule: messenger RNA, 1786 nt
Organism: Xiphias gladius (swordfish)
Lineage: Eukaryota; Metazoa; Chordata; Actinopteri; Istiophoriformes; Xiphiidae
Gene: serpine1
Product: serpin peptidase inhibitor, clade E (nexin, plasminogen activator inhibitor type 1), member 1
Exons: 9
Coding region: 81-1256 (391 amino acids)
Biological process (GO): negative regulation of vascular wound healing; negative regulation of plasminogen activation; negative regulation of endopeptidase activity
Molecular function (GO): serine-type endopeptidase inhibitor activity
Source: RefSeq, a predicted model, not a curated record
GCAGCAGCAGCAGAGAAGGAGACUGAAGCUGAAACAACAGAGACCUGCUGCACUACAUCUAACACACUCCAACCAAAAGGAUGCUUUGCAUUUACAUUUUCCUGCUGCUGACCCUGAGCAGAGUGGGGCUUGGCUCCCUGCAGAAUAAACAGACUGAUUUUGGCCUGAAAGUCUUCUUCCAGCUGGGCCAGGGCUCUGUGGACAAGAACGUGGCCUUCUCCCCUUAUGGCAUGGCCUCUGUCCUGUCCAUGGCUCAGCUUGGUGCUGCCGGAAACACACUUAAGGUCUUAACUACUACUAUGGGCUUUUCUCUGCAAGAGCGAGGGAUGUCACGGCAGCAGCGUCUCCUGCAGCGGGAUCUGUCCAGUGAGAAGGGGGUGGAGAUAGCCAGCGGUGUGAUGGUGGAGAGGAAAAUGAGCCUGGAGAAGGGAUACCGCCGGGCCCUGGCCAAGGCCUUCCAGGCCCACCCUCACCAGGUAGACUUUACUAAUCCAGACCAGGCAGUCAUCAUCAUCAACUCAUGGGUCUCAGACCACACUGCAGGUGCCAUCCCUGAGUUCUUGGCAUCUGGAUCUCUGAAUGAUGAGACCCGCCUGGUCCUCCUUAAUGCCCUCAACUUCCAGGGCCUCUGGAAAGUUCCCUUUGACCCAACACUGACACAGGAGAGGAUGUUCCAUUGUGCCAAUGGCAGCACUGUGCCCGUGCACAUGAUGAGACUCACAAACCACUUCAACUAUGGUGAGUUUGUAACUACUGACGGGGUGGACUAUGAUGUCAUUGAGCUCCCAUAUGAGGGUGACUCACUCAGCAUGCUCCUAGUGUCACCAUUUGAGCCUGAAGUUCCACUGAGCAUGCUCAGUGCAGAUCUGAGCAGCCAGAGGAUUCAGCAGUGGAGGGCAGAACUGAGGAAGGUCAAGAGGCAGCUGGCCAUGCCCAGGUUCACUCUGAACUCUGAGGUGAACUUGAAGACUGCUCUGCUUAACAUGGGUCUGGAACACAUGUUCAGCCUAGCUACUGCUGACUUCACACGGAUCACCACUGAUGAAAGGCUGUGUGUGUCGAAGGUCCUCCAGAGAGUGAAGAUUGAGGUGAAUGAGCAAGGAACCAAGGGAGCAGCAGCAACAGCUGCUGUCAUGUUUUCUCGUAUGGCAGUGGAGGAGAUCACUCUGGACCGACCGUUCCUCUUCCUCAUCCAACACAAACACACAGGUGCUGUUUUGUUCAUGGGUCAGUUCAACCAGCCUCAGCAACAAUGACCACUCCGAAGACCUGUCUUCAUUCCGCUGUAUCUGACUAUUCCCACUCAUACGCUACAUGAUGACCAUACACUUGAUGACCACACCAGACCGCCAGGAUUCCUAUGACUGCUUAAUACUCUACAGUCUAUUUCACGGAAAAGGUUUAUUUUUAAUGUGCUUAAUACCAUAACAAAAGGACAAAGUGACAAAGAGAUUUGAUACAACUGACAUUGGAAACAGGACUGACUGAGACAUUCUUUGAAAAGAGUUUAUAUGCUUGCUGUUUAUUUAUUUAUCUGAAUGUUUGUGGUUGCGAAGACAGAAAGAAAUAUGAAGGAAAGUGAACAAAUUAGGUAGUCUACUGUUGUUUGACACAACAGACACUGUUGCACUUCACAUAGACAGAUGUUGCUGCAGACAGACUGAUGCCUGGAAUAGUAAUAAAAAAAUAUGUAUUUUUUAUCUGUUUUAACAAUACAAUAGUUAAUUUUAUUGUCUAUUUUUGUCUUGUUGUUGAUAAAUUGCAUUUGUAUCGUUGCAGUAUUUAU